Messenger RNA from Orcinus orca (killer whale), 9470 nucleotides. It is a transcript of the gene POU2F3, whose product is annotated as POU class 2 homeobox 3. The coding region runs from base 4069 to 5220 and encodes 383 amino acids. Gene Ontology annotation, biological process: regulation of transcription by RNA polymerase II. Gene Ontology annotation, cellular component: nucleus. The record is from RefSeq and is a predicted model, not a curated record. Lineage: Eukaryota; Metazoa; Chordata; Mammalia; Artiodactyla; Delphinidae. The transcript has 11 exons. Gene Ontology annotation, molecular function: DNA-binding transcription factor activity, RNA polymerase II-specific; RNA polymerase II cis-regulatory region sequence-specific DNA binding.
GGCCCCAUGUCUCCUCACUUCCAUCACUCUUUUGUCUAGAAGUUCGAUGCUUUCCAGAAGAUCCCAAUGUGCAUGGGCAAAGGUGUGCCUAGGCUGGUCUGUCGUAGGUCUGACUAGAGACCAGGGACUGGAUGAGGCCAUCUCCCCAGGUAAUUCAGGGUAGCAUCCAAAGAGGCAGGAGCCUUGGACUCAUAGGGAGCGGCCAGGAGCCAUGGAGAAAGGAGAGUCCCCCAAGCAAAAAUACAGGCAGCAUCUCUUAGGGGGCUCUCAGCCUUGUUCAUCUGAGAUAAGUUACCAGCCUGCCCUACUCUACCGCUUGGAAUAUAUUUUUAGGAUCUUUUCAUGAGCAAAACGUUUGUCAACCCUUUUAUAGAUCAGUUACGAAACAGAAACUCUUCCUCACUGCUAGGGAGACGUAUAGAAGGGGGGAAGAAAGAAAAAAAAUCUUGCCUGUAAUUGAAGGCAGGUUGGGAGAUGUUCACGCUUUGAAAUUCUCCUUCUUGUGAAAUGUUUAUGAAACACUUUCCACAAACGAGUUAUGCAACUGGCACUACAGCUUUGAUCAUUUUCAUCACCAGUGAUAUAUUCAUUAAUGUUGAGUUGUUUCCCCCCCAAGAGAGAGCCACGUGAAAUGUCCCGGGGAGGGGGCUAAGGCUAAGUACUCCAGCCCCAUUGCAUGACCCCAAACAGAUGGUUAAUAAGGAGGUCCAAGUGUAGGUCUGGGCCAGAACAUCACCUAUGGUCUGUUCUCUCUCCCAUCCCUGAGAUGUUUGUAGUAUUGUUUUGUAGAUAGAGUGCCUGGGGAGGGUCAGAGGACCAUUGUCUUGUAGCGUUUAGCCAGUGUCUUGUCGUGUAACUUUACACGCAUCUCUGAAGCACUCCUGGUCUUUGUGAGAUGGGAAGAUAAACACUCAUCCCCACACUUCCUGGCUGGGCGGUGAAGCCAAGUAAGGAAUGUAUGAAGGGUUUCCAGUUCCUCAGAAGGGGCUCUCUCUUCCCAGAAUGAGGCUAUUUCUUUCUAAAGCAGGUGAUGUCGGGGAGUUCGCUGGGAUUAGAAAAGAUAAUCACCCACGAUACCUUUCUACCUCCCUGGUCACUGCCCAAGACUCAGUGUAACACCUUUGCACAGCUCAGUGGGUGGAGAAGAUCCUGAACUAACAAGCCAUGUCUAACAUCUGGACAGGAUGACCGAUGGCUGUGACCAGGCAGAGGCCUCUGUGGUGGCCCACAUCCCCAGGGAUUAGUCCAUCCCAAACAGGGCCUGGAGAAAUAUUUCACUUGCGUGAGAAGAAGCUCCAAAGGGACCCUGGAGACAAUCUUCACGGUUCCAGACAGGCUGUGGGUUUGGUUGGGUUUUCACAAGUACGGGGGAAAUUGGGUCUUCAUCCAAUUUGCCUCCGGUUCUCACGUUAGAAGUCAAUGAGAUCCAACAGAAGUCUGUCUCGUUUUCCCAAUCCACGGCCAACACCCAGUUGCCUGGAAAGGCUCCAAACUUUUCCAUUCGACAGCUGUGAAAGGGCUUUUUGGAUUUGGAAGGGACUUGAUUUCUUAUUGUCUUAGCUAGCCCCUGAACUCUCAGAGAAUCGUCGGAGAAGUGUGCCGGGGUCGGGAGGGCAGGCAGAGUUGCCGCUGUAUCUUCUUCUCCUCCUGGUACAGCUCUACUCUUUCUGAGACCCACCGACCAAAGUGGACAUUUUAGAAUUUGUCACAGGAGAAGUGGUCUGCUUUACUGCCUUUCAGAUUGGUUUGUUUAGGAUUGUCUCCUUUGGGGUUUACCGUCAGCAGCUCACACACAAGGGGUAAUGAAUUAUGAAAAAUGAAAGAGUAAGAGGUUAAUAAAGAAAGAACUGAGAAGAGGAACACACAGAGUUGUCAAAACGCCCCAGGCUAACACCCAGAGGGAUUUAUUUUUGCUAUCAGACGCUUCAUUUUCAGAAGUGGGAGGUCGGCAGUGCCCCUAAAAGAGUUUGGAGGGCAAUUGAUCCAGGAAGCGGAUGAAAGAGUGAGUUUUCUUUCAUGAUGGUGCUGGUUUCUGAAAUUAAGUGUUGCAGGAAGACCUGGCACUGAUUCUAACAGAUAGCACCCAGGUUGGAGGCAAAGCACAUGUUUUCAAGCUGUGUCAUAGCUGCACCCCCUUAUCUCCCCGUUGCGCAUAAUGAGUCUAUAAAGGAACCCUGCCACUUGCCUCUGAGCUGGAGCCACGCCAAGCUGCCUGCGGUGGUUCCACCAGUGUGCUUUGAGCUCCAAUUUUCCAUGUUCUCCCUCCGUCCCCCUCCAUCCUGCCUCACCUAUCCCCACUCGGGAUGAGGGACGUCCAGGAGAAGGAGGGGGUUGCAGAAGGGAGAUGUGGGGAAGGGAGGCUUCCCUUAAGUAAAAUCUCCCCUCUGAGCAAAGCUUAAGAUUGGUGGUGGUUUGAAAUAAGUAGUUUACCAUCUAUUUUGAGCUUUUUAAAACCUGCUAACAAAUGUUUCCCCGGAAUCUAGGAUGUGAAAACUCUAAUUUCUGGGGGAAGAACUAGGACAGCAAGCUUCUUAGAUGGAGAUACCAAGUGUGGGUGGGGAGAGCUGAAGGGCACUGGGGGUAGGGAUGGCGGCUGUCCUGGGGAUCACUCCUGGGGGGCAAUGCCUUUGGAGUUUUCCUGAUGUCUAACUCUCUGCCCCCAUUGUGCUACUUCCUGACACUCUCCCUUCCUCUUCUUUGCUUCCAAGACUCCAGAAUAGCCUCCUUAGGUGAGAGAAGAGAGGAGUGAUUUGUAAAGACUGUCCCUAAAAGAAGCAUCCUCUUACCAAUUUGGGCGCAACUAGGACUUCCUAGUGCUGUUUAGAUCUGCUUUAUCUAAGAACACUACAGCAACGUGGACUAGCCAGAUUCUGCCAAAUACACCACGGAAUUGGAAUUUUAUAAUUCCAUUCUAGGACUGAAAGAAAAAUGAUGUAGAAUCAUACAACUGAUGGGGAAACCAAGUCUCAUAGAUAUGAAAUGAUUGCUCAAGGUUUAUCGUCAGUUAGAGUCAGAGUUAGGACUGGAAACAAGUUCUAGCUCCCUGUUUGAUGUCUUUCUCGCUGUAUCCCGCUGAAGGAUGGAGAGGUGGAUUCUGAUUAUGUCUUUUAUUCAGUUAGCAUGCAUUCAGUUCCCACUAUGUACAAGGCACCAUAUUUAGGAUGUGAGCUCCCUCCUCAGUCUCUGUCACUCAACAAGGUCUUCCUAACUCUCCAACCAAAGGGAACUCUUGGUUGAGUAAUCCAGAGCACCAUUCUUCCACAGCGAUUAAACACAAGUAGAGCCGUUAGUCUGAACCUUUACCUUGGGUUAAACUAAUACAGAAAAGGUUCCAGGAUGUCAGUGAUAUUCCCUGUAUAGACCAUGAAAAUGCUUUAAGCCAGGGUCGCUAUGGCCAGGAGGUUCCAUCAGAGGGUCGCCCAAUGCCUUUUAUAAGGUAUGGUCUAGAUCCCAAGCUCCCUGCCAUAUUAUAUGAAUCCAAAGUCACUUGCAUACUCCCUACCCAACGCCCCCAUCCCCACGAUGGACUUCCUGAAACGCUGCAAGAGGGUACAGUAAGCCCCCUACAUACAAAUGAGUUCCAUUCUGAGAGCGUAUUCUUAAGUCCAAUUUGUUCACAAGUCCAACCAAGAGAGCCUAGGUGCCCAACUAACACAAUCGGCUAUAUAGUACUGUACUGUAAUAGGUUUAUAAUACUUUUCACACAAAUAAUACAUAACAAACAAACACAAAAAAUAAAGCAAACAUUUUUAAUCUUACAGUACAGUACCUUGAAAAGUACAGUAGUACAGUACAACCGCUGGCAUACAGGGGCUAGCAUCAAGUGAACAGACAAGAAGAGUUACUGACUGGAGGAGGGAGAGGAGGUGGGAGACGGUAGAGCUGACGGAUCGUCAGCAAUAAGAGACGGAGGACAAGCUGCAAUGUCACUCACACCUGACAGUGAUGGCACAGGUUCUGGUUCCUUGCUGGAACCAGAUGCAUGUUCGCAUCUCUGAAAGUCUGCAACUUGAAGAUUAAAACCGAGGACCUCAGUGACUCCCUGCAGCAGACCCUCUCUCAUCGGCCAUGCCACCUGAGUCAAGGACCUGCCAUGAUACCUGGAAACCAAAUGUCUGGGGUAAAUGGCAGCCCGAGUCGGGAAGCCCUGAUCCUCUCAGAGGGCCAGACAUGGCUUCCCUCCACCCGCUCCAGCAGCUUGUGCUGGUUCCCGGACACCUACAGUCUGUCUCCCAGUUCCUGCUAUCUCAGUCCCAGUCUGGGCAGCAAGGUCUGCAGUCAAAUCUUCUCUCCUUUCCACAGCAGCAAAGCUCUCUCCUCCUCCCACAGACGGGGCUUGGCCUGGCGUCCCAGGCAGUUGGGUGCCCUGGGGUGCCAGGAUCCUCUUUAGAACCGCAUCUGGAAGCAUCCCAGCAUCUCCCAGUCCCCAAGCAUCUCCCCAGCUCUGGAGGAGCCGAUGAGCCCAGUGACCUGGAGGAGCUGGAGAAGUUUGCCAAGACCUUCAAGCAGAGGCGCAUUAAGCUGGGCUUCACACAGGGAGACGUGGGUCUGGCGAUGGGAAAGCUGUAUGGCAACGACUUCAGCCAGACAACCAUCUCCAGAUUUGAGGCUCUAAAUCUGAGCUUCAAGAACAUGUGCAAGCUCAAGCCACUGCUGGAGAAGUGGCUGAAUGAUGCAGAAUCCUCUCCAUCAGACCCCUCCGUGAGCACCCCCAGCUCUUACCCCACCCUCAGUGAAGUGUUCGGGAGGAAGAGGAAGAAGCGGACCAGCAUCGAGACCAGCAUCCGCCUGACUCUGGAGAAGAGAUUUCAAGAUAACCCCAAACCCAGCUCAGAGGAGAUCUCCAUGAUCGCAGAGCAGUUGUCCAUGGAGAAGGAGGUGGUGAGGGUCUGGUUCUGCAACCGCCGUCAAAAGGAGAAGCGAAUCAACUGCCCUGUGGCCACACCCAUCAAAUCACCCACGUACAGUUCCCGGCUGGUGUCUCCCUCUGGGUCUCUGGGGCCCCUCUCUGUCCCUCCUGUCCACAGCAGCAUGCCUGGAACAGUAACGUCAUCCUGCCCCUCUGGGAACAACAGCAGGCCUUCGUCUCCUGGCCCAGGACUCCACGCCAGCAGCCCUACUGCAUCUCAAAAUAACUCCAAAGCGGCUGUGAACUCCUCCACCAGUUUUAACUCUUCAGGAUCUUGGUACCGAUGGAAUCAUCCCACCUACCUGCACUGAGACCAAAAAAGUUUCUCCUAUGCCACCUGGCCCUGUAUUCCCCACUGGAAGGAAGGGAGUCACGCCUUCUCUGUAUGGACAGAUUACUUUCAGGACAGUAGAAGAGAAUCUCCACUAUCAAUGAACCCAAACUCUUGCCUUGUUCAGGAGCAAGGGCCUCUGGAGAUACAAACUGCGACCGAACCGUGUGCUGGCUCCCUAGUGCUCUUGAAACGCACAGCCCGCCUAGGAGUUGACCAUUUUUACCUUCCUUGCCUGUGCCCUUCUCCUCUCAUUCCGAAUAUGUCAGAUGGCUUCACUGCGACAGUGGUCUUUCAGAAAGGACCUCUUGGGCUUCCCUGGUGGCGCAGUGGUUGAGAGUCCGCCUGCUGAUGCAGGGGACACGGGUUCGUGUCCCGGUCCGGGAAGAUCCCACAUGCCGCAGAGAGGCUGGGCCCAUGAGCCAUGGCCGCUGAGCCUGCGCGUCCGGAGCCUGUGCUUCGCGACCGGAGAGGCCACAACAGUGAGAGGCCCGCGUACCGCAAAAAAAAAAAAAAAAAAAGGACCUCUUGUCAUUAUUCUCCAGCUCAUCUCCAGCUCAUUCUGGGCACAGCCAUUUGCCUGGUGCCAAACCACCAGAGGGGUGGGAAGGUUUUGACUGUGAACUUAGCCACAAUCUCCGAACUGAUUCUAGAAUCUAUGAAAAGAUUUGAAUCUGAUGUCUCCACCAAAGCUCUGAUGUCUUCUCUGUUCAGCAAAGCCUUCUGACUGAGUCUUCACGUCACCCUAUUUUCUCUUUAGCCCCGCCCCUUUUCCAGAACCACAUCCAUUCAUGAUUGCGUUCUCCGAAUUCCCUCCUCUUUACAGAACGCUGAGCCACACUCAGCCCCCUGGGCACAUGCUCUGCCCACAGGUGUUCUUCUGUCUGCUCCGUCUGCCCCAGAGUUCAGAAACGCUUGUUCUUUCUCUCCUUUCCUGUAUUUCUCCUUAUCUCGUCCUCUCUCCCUUCUCCUGGUGCAGAAGGAAGAACACAAAAGCACACACGCAACAAUUAUGCUGGUAAAUACCUGUGUAUAGCCCUUUCCUUUUUUUGCAUUAUGUUCUUCUCUCUUUAGUGUGGAAUUUUCCAGCAAAAUAUUUAACUCAGGUGUGAAUUUUGAAAAUCUCUGUAAUAUUUUAUCUUCUUUAACAAAAAAGAAAGAAAAAGAAAGGAAAAACAAUACCAAAGUGUGAAAUACCGUGCUAGCUUCCGCAAGAGUUCCCACGUGGGCUGGGAAUCCUUGUUGAUUUCUGCAGGAACAUUCUUUCUCGAGUCUCCUUCUUUGUGGGCCAGUGUGUAAACAUGUAACAUGAAGCCAUUCCAGAAAUGGUAACUUUUUUUUUUUUUAGAGACGGCAUGUCCAAGAAAAUGAUGACAUUCAAAGGAAUCUCUCUGUUCCUAAAUAAAUUUGUAUGGUGAUGAUAUACAGUAUUCCACUGUUGGCAAGAAGAGGUUUAGAUUAUUCUGGGUCUUUUUUUGUGCAGGACAUGUGAGUGCAUGUAAUAAAACGGGAUGGAGAAAGGGUUUCACAUUGGUGGAUUAAGUCUGUGACUCCCUGAACUGAUGCUAAAGAUGAUAUACAUUAAUACAGGACUCCAAAGAGUUCAGAGUUUCUACUCUUUUUGACAGAAGAGCCUUGAGGACAGAGUAGGUGAGAGAUUGGCUUCCUCAUUUUGUAAGUGGGAGAAUGGAAAAUGUUUAAGGUCAAGUCAUUUGUAGACUUUAAGAGGUGAAGACUGAGGCUAAUAGUUCAUAUCUCAGGAUGUCCUGAAGGUCAAUUAUUCAUUAUUUGCAAUGGAAAGUGAUAGAUAUUUGAGACAAAGGAUAAUUCAAAAGUCAAAUCUAUUUGGCUUUGGAAUGCACUGUGACUUUUGAUGAGAGGGUUGAGGGGCAAGGAGGCUAUCCCUGUGGUUUUUCUUGGGUUAAUAAAAAGUUAAAGAGUUACCAUUUUUGAGGCAAACAUUGACCUGUGGUGGGAAAGGGAGGCCCUUCAAAAAUGUAAUGACUGAAGGGAAGAAACUAAAAUUGGCAUUAAACAUUUGUUGCAAAUACUAAUAUCCAAGGGAGAAAUCCAUACCUAAAUAACCAUAAGUUAAGUGCUUUUCAUGUUUGGAUGGGGCUUAUACUAAGACUCGUAUUUCAUGUCAUGAAGUGGAAGAAAGCCUGUUGGGAGCGGUUACUUUGUCAAGAAAAGAUCCAGUUGAAAGAGGCUCGGUAUGUGUCAAAGAGACAAGAGGAGCCUGCAGCAAUAAUUAAAGUAUGUAAAGAAAUUACUCUGCCACCCAUGAGCCCAGCUGUGCAUAUCUGUGCACACACACACACACACACACGUAUGUAUGCACUGUUCCUUGCAUAUUCCUGGGUGCCGGAGCUGAUGCUUUCCUGCAGCAGUCUUGGCCACCUUGACAUCUUGCUCAGGUGAGUGCUGAAAGCUGAUGUCCUGCACUGUCCAUGAGGCUGGUUUUCACUCAUUUGACCCUUUAAAAAAUACUUUAUUUUUUAAGAGCAGUGUUCGGUUUACAACAAAAUUAAGAGGAAGCUGUGGAGAUUUCCCAUAGACCUCCUGCCCAAACACGUUCGUAGCCUUCCCCAUUAUCAACAUCACUCACGAGAAAGUAAAAUUUUUUUACCAAGAAUGAACCUACACUGACACAUCACAAUCACCUAAAGUCCAUAGUUUACCUUAGAGCUCACUCUUGGUGUUGUACAUUCUACAGCUUUGGACAAUAGUAUAAUGAUGUAGAUCUAUCAUUAUAAUAUCAUACAGAGUAUUUUCACUGCCCUAACAAUCCUCUGUGCUCUACCUAUUCAUCUCUCUCCUUGCUACGCCCUUACAACCACGGAUCUUUUUUUUUUUUUUUUUUUUUUUUUUGCGGUACGCGGGCCUCUCACUGCCGUGGCCUCUCCCGUUGCAGAGCACAGGCUCCAGAUGCGCAGGCGCAGCGGCCAUGGCUCACGGGCCUAGCCGCUCAGCGGCAUGUGGGAUCUUCCUGGACCGGGAUACGAACCUGUGUCCGCUGCAUCGGCAGGCGGACUCGCAACCACUGCGCCACCAGGGAAGCCCUGAUCUUUUUUACUGUCUCCAUAGUUUUGCCUUUCCCAGAAUGUCACAUGGUUGGAAUCAUAGUAUACAGGCUUUCCAGGUUGGCUUAUGUAGUAAUAUGCCUUCAAGUUUCUUUCAUGUCUUUUCAUGAGCUUGCUAGCUCACUUCUUUUUAAUGCUGAAUAAUAUUCUCUUGUCUGGAUGUACCACAGUUUAUUUAUUCAUUUACCUACUGAAGGACAUCUGGGUUACUUCCAAAUUUUGGCAAUUAUGAAUAAAGCUGCUAUGAAUAUCUGCAUGCACAUUUUUGUGUGGACAUAAAUUUUCAGUUCCUUUGGGUAAAUACCAAGGAGCGUGAUUGUCGGAUCGUGUGGUAAGAGUAUAUUUAGUUUUGUAAGAAACCACCAAACUGUCUUCCAAAGUGGCUGUACCACUUUGCAUUCCCACCGGUAACAUUACCAGAGUUCCUGUUGCUCUACAUCCUUACCAGCCUUUGUUGUCAGUGUUCAGGAUUUUGGUCAUUCUAAUAGGUGUAUAAUGGUAUCUCAUUGUUUGUUUUAAUUUGCAUUUCCCUGAUGACAUGAUGUGGAGCAACUUUUCACAUGCUUAUUUACCAUUUGUGUAUCUUCUUUGUGAGGUGUCUAUUAAGAUUUUUGGCCCAUUUUUUAAUCAAGUUGUUUGUUUUUUUUUUACUGUUGAGUUUUAACAGUUCUUUGUAUAUUUUGGGUAACAGUCCGUUAUCAGAUUGUCUUUUGCAAAUAUUUUCUCCCUGUCUGUGACUUUUCAUUCUCUUGAUAUUGUCUUUCACAGAAGUCUUUAAUUUUAAUGAAGUCCAGCUUGCUAAUUAUUUCUUUCAUGGGUUGUCUUUGGUGUUGUAUCUAAAAAGGCAUCACCACACCCAGCAUCAUGUAUGUUUCCUCCUUUGUUAUCUUUAGGAGUUUUAUAGUUUUGUGUUUUACAUUUAGGUCUGUGAUCCGUUUUGAGUUAACUUUUGUGAUGGUGUAAAGACUGAGUCAAGGUUCAUUCUUUCACGUGUGGAUGUCCAGUUGUUCCAGCUCCAUCUGUUGAAGACACUACCUUUGUCCCAUUGUGUUGCCUUUGCUCCUUUGUCAAAGAUCAGUUGACUGUAUUUACGGGGGUCUAUUUGACCAUGGUUUUCAUGAAAGAAAUAAACAGAAUUACAGUCUAA